AUGAACUUGCCACCCAUCCCCGAAGAUGAAUUCGUUGUUUAUGCAGACGUGUACGCGAAGGAAGGUCACGCCGAUGAACUCGAACGCUUAAUCCGCAUCUUGAUUCGAAUGGUCGAGUCGGAGCCUGGGACCUUGGAAUAUGUCAUCUCGAGGGAUCACGAUGAACCCAACCACUUCUUCGUCUUUGAACGAUACAGUGGCAGGGAAGCGUUCGACAAACACUGUGCCACUCAGGAAUAUCAGAAUGGGAGCUCUGGUCGACCUACCACAGCCCAAGAUUUUGAAGCAAUUGAAGCCCAUUUAAGGGUGGUCUUAUAG
Molecule: messenger RNA, 318 nt
Organism: Fonsecaea multimorphosa CBS 102226
Lineage: Eukaryota; Fungi; Ascomycota; Eurotiomycetes; Chaetothyriales; Herpotrichiellaceae
Exons: 2
Coding region: 1-318 (105 amino acids)
Molecular function (GO): catalytic activity
Source: RefSeq, a predicted model, not a curated record